Molecule: messenger RNA, 5446 nt
Organism: Malaya genurostris
Lineage: Eukaryota; Metazoa; Arthropoda; Insecta; Diptera; Culicidae
Gene: AGO1
Product: protein argonaute-2
Exons: 14
Coding region: 485-3361 (958 amino acids)
Molecular function (GO): protein binding; RNA binding
Source: RefSeq, a predicted model, not a curated record
AGUCAUUAACGAUUCGGUCGUCGGUUAGCGCUGUUGUGUGUGCUUCGGAAUCUUCGUUUGUGCGGUUUUUGGUAAUCUCAUUCUUCUUUGCAGGUGUUUGUAAGUAGCUGAAUAUUUCGAAGCAAUAAUUCAAAAGUGAUCAAAAGUAAGGGAAAUAAUUACAAAAGGGGGAAUUCCCAUUUCGGGUUUGUGUGUGGAAGUGUGUCAAGAAAAGUACGCGUACGUAAUAACGACGUAAUAAAAGUAAAAAUAAUUCAACUCAAGAAGAAGCCAAAUAUCAAGCAUUUUUUGAUAAGUAAAACGCAGAACCAGAAUUCAACCGGAGAGAGAGAGAGUGUGUGUUGUUGCCGGUUUCGUUGCCAUCAGCAGUAGAGCAUUGCUUGAACUACCGAGCUUGCGUGAGUGAACGAACGGAUAAAGAAGGAGAGACUUUGUAAAGUCGAGCAAGGCCGGGUUUUAGCCCCGAUAAGUCACGCUGGCGGAAAUGUCGACAGAGCGGGAAUUAACUCCCGGUGGACCCCCACAGAUGCUUCCACUCUCGUAUUCGGAUUUAGCUAACCACAUUCAGAUGAACGGGGUCAACAUCAUCAGUAAAAAUUUCAGCGAAACACCAUGGAAUACUUCGCCGCCAAGGCCUCCAAGUCCGACUCAGUCGCAGACCAGCUUCGAUACACUCUCACCUCCUCCAACUGGUGCCACAGUGAACCCCACACCGGUGUCUACCACGGCCGGAGCGCAGAAUGUGGCAACCAGUGCGCUCGGGGUGGUCCCCGCAACGCCACCGGCCCCGCCAGAUCUGCCCGUAUUUACGUGUCCCCGACGACCGAAUCUGGGGCGCGAGGGUCGUCCCAUCGUACUCCGCGCCAAUCACUUUCAAAUUACGAUGCCCCGCGGUUUCGUUCAUCACUACGACAUAAACAUCCAGCCGGACAAGUGUCCCCGGAAGGUAAACCGGGAGAUCAUCGAAACGAUGGUUCACGCGUACAGUAAAAUGUUCGGUGCACUGAAGCCGGUAUUUGACGGGCGGAACAAUCUCUACACCCGGGAUCCACUGCCGAUCGGAAAUGAUCGGGUGGAGCUGGAAGUGACGUUACCCGGUGAGGGCAAGGAUCGUGUUUUCCGUGUCACUAUCAAAUGGGUGGCCCAGGUUUCCCUGUUCAAUCUCGAAGAGGCUCUCGAAGGUCGCACUCGACAGAUUCCAUACGAUGCGAUUCUAGCGUUGGAUGUGGUUAUGCGGCACCUACCCAGUAUGACCUACACUCCGGUCGGCAGGAGUUUCUUCAGUUCACCGGACGGGUACUAUCAUCCCCUUGGAGGUGGUCGUGAAGUCUGGUUCGGUUUCCAUCAAAGUGUCCGCCCAUCUCAGUGGAAAAUGAUGCUGAACAUUGAUGUUUCGGCUACUGCGUUCUACAAGGCCCAGCCCGUGAUUGAGUUUAUGUGUGAGGUCUUGGACAUUAGGGAUAUAAACGAGCAACGCAAACCGUUGACCGAUUCCCAGCGUGUCAAAUUCACCAAGGAAAUCAAGGGGCUAAAGAUUGAAAUAACUCACUGCGGUACGAUGCGUAGAAAGUACCGUGUCUGCAACGUAACUCGGCGGCCAGCACAAAUGCAAUCUUUCCCACUGCAACUGGAAAACGGACAGACAGUGGAAUGCACCGUGGCCAAGUACUUCCUGGACAAGUAUAAGAUGAAGCUGCGAUAUCCGCACUUACCUUGCCUUCAAGUCGGCCAAGAACACAAGCACACCUAUCUGCCGCUAGAGGUUUGUAAUAUUGUGGCCGGCCAGCGUUGCAUCAAGAAGCUCACCGAUAUGCAGACGUCGACGAUGAUUAAGGCCACCGCCAGAUCGGCUCCGGAUCGCGAACGCGAGAUCAACAAUCUCGUGCGUCGAGCCGAUUUCAACAAUGACGCCUACGUGCAGGAAUUCGGACUAGCCAUUUCCAACAGUAUGAUGGAGGUGCGCGGUCGGGUAUUGCCACCACCGAAACUGCAGUACGGAGGUCGCGUCUCUAGCAUGAGCGGACAAUUACCAUCUGGUCCACAGAAUAAAGUGAGCUUAGCAUUACCAAACCAAGGGGUUUGGGACAUGCGAGGCAAACAAUUUUUCACUGGCGUCGAGAUUCGUGUUUGGGCGAUUGCCUGCUUCGCGCCACAGCGAACCGUCCGGGAGGAUGCCCUGAGGAACUUCACCCAGAAUCUGCAGAAGAUUUCCAACGACGCCGGGAUGCCGAUCAUCGGCCAGCCGUGCUUCUGCAAGUAUGCAACCGGGCCGGAUCAGGUGGAACCGAUGUUUAGAUAUCUGAAGAACACCUUCAACCAGCUGCAGCUUGUGGUUGUGGUACUGCCCGGAAAGACACCGGUUUAUGCCGAAGUCAAGCGAGUUGGAGAUACCGUACUGGGAAUGGCCACUCAAUGUGUGCAGGCAAAGAACGUCAACAAAACGUCACCGCAAACAUUGUCCAAUCUCUGUCUGAAGAUCAACGUAAAACUGGGUGGAAUCAAUUCGAUCCUUGUGCCAUCAAUUAGACCAAAGGUGUUCGACGAGCCGGUCAUUUUCCUUGGUGCAGACGUGACCCACCCACCGGCCGGUGACAAUAAAAAACCCUCAAUUGCGGCUGUGGUCGGAUCGAUGGAUGCCCAUCCGUCGCGCUAUGCUGCCACCGUUCGUGUGCAGCAGCACCGGCAGGAGAUCAUCCAGGAGCUGAGCAGUAUGGUACGUGAACUGCUGAUUAUGUUCUACAAAUCCACGGGAGGUUUCAAACCGCAUCGAAUCAUUCUGUACCGGGAUGGUGUUUCCGAAGGACAGUUCCCGCAUGUGUUGCAACAUGAACUGACGGCCAUUCGUGAAGCGUGCAUCAAGCUAGAGUCGGAGUACAAACCAGGCAUUACGUUUAUCGUGGUGCAGAAGCGUCACCACACGCGACUGUUCUGUGCGGACAAGAAGGAGCAGAGCGGUAAGUCCGGUAAUAUCCCGGCUGGUACUACCGUCGAUGUUGGAAUUACGCACCCGACCGAGUUCGAUUUCUAUCUGUGCAGCCACCAGGGUAUUCAGGGUACCAGUCGUCCAUCGCACUAUCACGUCCUAUGGGACGAUAACCAUUUCGAGUCAGAUGAGCUCCAGUGCCUCACGUAUCAGCUAUGCCACACAUACGUCCGGUGUACCCGUUCGGUUUCGAUUCCGGCACCCGCCUACUAUGCCCAUCUGGUGGCAUUUAGGGCUAGAUACCACCUUGUUGAAAAGGAACACGAUUCCGGCGAAGGAUCUCACCAGAGUGGUUGCUCUGAGGACAGAACACCCGGUGCGAUGGCUCGUGCAAUCACCGUACAUGCCGAUACCAAAAAAGUUAUGUACUUUGCUUAAACGAAGUAUUUUUUUGUCUGUUUAGUUUAUUAUUUUGUACUAACUUAUACUAAUACGAAGCUAUUUUUCGUAAAACAUUCAGUAAUUGUACAUUCUGGUAGCACACUAGAGAAGAAUUAUUAUGUUUCAAAAAAAAAAACCAUCCAUUGGAGGAAAAUAUUAACAGUAGGACCACACUGCCUAACAGUGCGCGGUUUGUGGCCAUAGUCAGGAUUAGCAGUUGGAAUUAUUUAAAUAUUGAUGGGACGUACAAUUGCUUCGGAUUAGAUGGUUAGUAGAUUUGUUCUCGUACUGAGGUAGACAACAUUGUAGGAGAAUCAAACCUCAAGCAAAGGCGAAUUAUUUACAUUCGGUGGACGAGCCACUCAAGCAAUAGCAAUGCAAACGUCGUGUAUAGGUUUCAAAGAAAGUUCUUUCCUUUCUGAUGUUAUUUGUCAUUUUAAUGAUACGGCAACUCUUCGCAGUUUUGUAGGUUAUAUUUACUUAUUUUCUAGGCAACACGUACACGCAAACACCAAGAAAGGUUUCUUUAAGGAUUAGUAUACUUUUGCUCAAAGACGUAUCACAUCUUAUAGGUUUCGAAUGGCUUUAAUUCCAAAACGAGAGACAGAAUAUGAAAAAAUGAAACAAAUUUUCUAAGCUUCCAAUUUAGUUUUAAACUAGUAUACGGCUAAUAGUGAAGGCGUACCCCUUUUUUAUGCCCAUAUGUAUCAAAUUCUAAUUCAGCACUAGCUUUUAAGUCCAGAGGCUUUCCGACGUGACAGUGAAGAAAGAUGUUUCACAAUGGUUAACACUUAUCAUCCUUACUUAGAGUUUUUAUAUCGCUCAUGGAUAUCUCUCGUUCGUUAGUUUAUUGUAUUUUUUUUAAAUCAAAUUGAAAUGUGUGAAUGGAAAAAGUCUAGAAACGAAAAAAAAAAAGAUUUCCAAUGAACAAUACACGCAAACCAGCUUUAAAACUAAUCUCGUAUGGAAACUGUAUAAACAAAGAAACACUUUUAGGGAACAAUCUCAUCCAGACGCAAUAGAAAGUAAAUUGUAGACAUUCCUCAAAUCAGACAAUCGAAAGCAUGUCGAGAGCAAGCAAGCAAGCACGUCAACUAUCUCCGAUGUCUGGUAGAACAAGUAAACGAAAGCAAAGCAAAAUAGAAAGCGAAUUGUUUCACCUGUUUUUGUUGUUAAUGUAUUUUUAUGUUUAAUCGAAAAUGAAGCAAGCAAAUUGAAAACUAAGUACUCAAGAAGCAGUUUAACUUAUGGAUGAUAAAACAACAAGGAUGUAAACACGAAAUCAAACAAGGGAAUAAUUUUAUAAGUAGUAAAAAUUUCCUAUCACUCGACGGAACAUAAGCUAUUAUUCAUUAAAAAAUUUUGUUUCUGUUCUGCCAAAGCAGAAGCAUGCAAGUGAAGAAGAGAGGCCGGAGAAGAGAUCGAGAGGGUCAGAGCAGAUCAAGGAAGCCAAUCCCAAGUGAGAAUCAUCCAGCAAAUAGGGGGAACUUAAUGCUAAAUGCUCCUUGCGCAGAGGAACCGAACGAAGCCAAGCCACUAAACGUCAAAUAUGGGAAAAACAAUUAUUCGAUAGUAAGCAUAUAGGUCGUAGUUUGUACUCUAAUAGCUAGCUCGUAAGUCAGCCACAAUAUUAAAACAAACAACUCGUACACCGUUAUAUUGUAUAGGAUCAAAGAAACAUCUUCUAUUGGAGAAAAUCUCUAAAUGUGUUUAGAAGUAGAAUCAAACCGGAGUGAAUGAUGACGGCGGUAGUGUAUGACAUCAAACUUUAUGAACAAAUGCUGAUCUAUCAUUUAUAAUACCUACCGAAUCAUGUCGAUGUGUAUGAUUAUUUAAAUCAAACGUGAGUAUGUACCGGACAUACUAAUUUUAAACACGCGAAAGAAAAAGUAACAUAUUAGCACAUAAGAAGAAUUUUAACCAGAACAGUUAAAGUCACAUUUUAACUGUUGAAGUUAUGAACAUUGCAGAACAGAAACAACAUAGUGAACAACAUUCGAAUAGAAACAUCAUUAAGCUCAAAGAGUGGAAUACACUGCACACAUACAAGGAAAAUAACACUUGAUUGCACCAAAUUCUGAA